UCAGUAAGUUCAGUUUUGAUUAGUCUGUGGACGCAAGUAGCACGUCAAAAAUGUCGAAAAGUGUGUCAAAGCAAUUUUAUUUCACAAUUUACGAAUUUUAAAGCGCUAGUCCGCUCGCGAAAUUAAGCCGUCGCGUCCGUGAUCCGUACGCCUUACCAAUAAGAUUUUAGAAAAGGGAUAAGAAAAAAAAUAACCCAUUUGUAACUAGCUACUACCACAGACACCAUGAAAGUGUGGGGAGCGCACGGCGAGUUCUGUGCCAGACACCAGUGGGAGGUAAUCGUUGCCACCUUAGCCCUAUUGGCAUGUGCUGCCAGCGUCGAGAGACAUGGCACUGGCGCGAGAUCAGAAAGAUGCGCCGGUUGGGCCAGAGCUUGCCCUGGAUUGGAAGCGGAGUACCAAGCUGCAGAUGCAGUGGUAAUGACCUUCGUACGAUGCGCUGCGCUCCUUUACGCUUAUUACCAAGUGUCAAAUCUCCAGAAAAUCGCCUCCAAGUACCUUCUAAUCCUCGCGGGUAUCUUCUCCACGUUCGCCAGCUUUAUAUUCACUUCUGCAUUGGCCAGUUUGUUCUGGAACGAGUUGGCGAGUAUUAAGGAUGCUCCGUUCCUGUUUCUGUUAGUUGCUGACGUGGCUAGAGGUGCCAGGAUGGCUAAAGCUGGAUGGAGUGCAGGGGAAGACCAGGGCAAGAGAGUGGGGAAAGCCCUAUCUUUGUUGGGACCGACAGCGACGUUAGAUACACUUCUAGCGGUUUUACUGGUCGGAGUGGGUGGACUUUCUGGUGUUCCCAGGUUAGAACAUAUGUGCACGUUUGCCUGUUUGGCAUUGUUGGUAGAUUACCUGGUUUUUGUUACGUUCUACCCUGCCUGCUUGUCACUAGUAGCAGAUUUUGCUUCUGGCAGAAAGGAGAUGUCUCCGGACAGUCCGUUUUCUGAAGAGGACUUGAAACCAAACCCAGUUGUGCAACGAGUUAAAAUGAUCAUGGCAGCUGGAUUACUUUGCGUCCAUUUGACAAGCAGAUGGCCCUGGACAAGGGAUCAUGGUAUGAUUGAAGGAUCUUUGACUGAUGGUUUUAAGUCUACCAAUCAUGAAAAUGUCUUGUUUCACUCCUAUGUGAAAUGGUUUUCAGUAAGCGCUGAUUAUAUAGUUAUUGCAACAUUGUUAUGCGCUUUGAUUAUUAAAUUCAUCUUCUUCGAAGAGCAAAGAAAUUGGGUUAUUGAUAUGAACGAUUUGACAGUCAAAGAGGUCAUCCAUAAUAGCAGUAGCAAUAAGAAAAUAUUUUCCAUUGGUGAUGAAGAUCUGAAAACUGACACGUGUACGCAAACUGAUUCUGCGCUUAGUUUGGACGAAACUGAAUGGCCUUCGCUUUCCCCGAGCUCUUCGUUUUCCAGAUUAAAUUCUAAAAAACGUCCUAUGGCAGAAUGUCUAGAGAUAUAUCGUUCAGAAGGAAUCUGCACUUCGCUAAGUGAUGAAGAGGUAGUGAUGCUAGUCGAACAAUCACAUAUACCUAUGCACACUCUCGAAACUGUGCUUAACGAUCCUCUUAGAGGCGUCAGACUUCGUAGAAAAAUUAUAUCGACAAGAUUUGAAACGGAGGCUGCUAUAAAGAAACUACCAUAUCUUAAUUAUGAUUACAGCAAAGUUAUGAAUGCUUGCUGUGAAAAUGUUAUUGGAUAUGUUGGUAUACCAGUGGGAUACGCAGGACCUUUGGUUGUCGAUGGCAAAGCUUAUAUGAUUCCUAUGGCUACAACCGAGGGUGCUUUAGUAGCUUCCACAAACAGAGGAGCAAAAGCUAUAGGUACCAGAGGUGUUACUAGUGUUGUUGAAGACAUUGGUAUGACGAGAGCUCCAGCUGUAAAGCUGCCUAAUGUAGUAAGAGCACACGAAUGCCGCCAAUGGUUAGACAAUAAGGAUAACUAUGCAAUGAUAAAAACAGCGUUUGAUUCCACUUCGAGAUUUGCGCGUCUCCAAGAAGUUCAUAUAGGUGUUGAUGGUGCAACUUUAUAUUUAAGAUUCAGAGCAACGACUGGUGACGCUAUGGGAAUGAACAUGGUAUCCAAAGGCGCUGAAAACGCUCUCAAGGUAUUGAAAACCUAUUUCCCUGAUAUGGAGGUCAUUAGUCUAUCUGGAAAUUACUGUUCCGAUAAAAAAGCAGCUUCUAUUAAUUGGGUCAAGGGGAGAGGUAAAAGGGUUGUGUGUGAAACGACAAUCUCAGCUGAAAAUUUGAAGAAAAUCUUCAAAACCGAUGCGAAGACUUUAACAAGAUGUAAUAAAAUUAAAAAUCUCUCAGGAUCCGCUCUGGCUGGAUCCAUAGGCGGUAACAAUGCUCAUGCAGCAAAUAUGGUCACAGCUAUAUUUAUAGCAACAGGACAAGAUCCAGCUCAAAAUGUUACAAGUAGCAGUUGCUCCACUAGUAUGGAAAUUUGUGGUGAAAACAGAGAUGAUCUUUACGUAACUUGUACUAUGCCGUGUUUAGAAGUGGGAACUGUGGGUGGUGGUACAGUGCUAUCAGGUCAAGGGGCGUGUCUGGAAAUUCUUGGAGUCAAAGGAGCCGCAGUUCGACCUGCAGAAAACUCAGCCAGAUUAGCAUCUUUAAUUUGUGCUACAGUAUUAGCUGGAGAACUAAGUCUAAUGGCUGCGUUGGUUAACUCUGACUUAGUUAAAUCUCACAUGCGUCACAAUAGAUCGGCGGUUAAUGUUCAGGGGUCUACAAACUCAGUGUCUGACUUAGUACAACCCCAAAUACGUCAUAAUAUAUCAACACUUAACGUUCCAGGAGUCGCAAAUGGUAUGACUCUCAAAGUACCCAACUUAUAACAGUUGCUGUUGGAAAUUGAAUGAGCUAUUGGAAAGAAUGUGACUUAAAAUUAUGAAAGUCCAUUUAGGUUAUCAUUAUAUUAUAACAGGGUGGAAAUGAUGGUGAAAAACACAUACGCACAAUUAAUUCUCAGUCCUUGUUAACAAUUAAUACGUUUAUCGAAUCAAUAUCAAAGUAAGAUAUAUAAUUUCAAUUCAUUUCAUUUACGUCACCUAGUCUUCAAAUAGACGUAAUUGUAUGCUAUUACGUAAAACAUUCCAUUUUAUUUUAUCUCAUUUGUGUUAUUAUGUAUGCAUCAAGUCAAAAUGAACAUUUUAUUUUAUUGUUUCAAACAUUGAAUAAGUGAAAGGAUUUUUUAAGAUCUUUAUAUAUUCACUUUUGAAAUUAUGAAUUUUAAUUAUGUACUUAGUAAUUCUAUUACCUCUAAAAUAGUCAGUUUUAUUGUCUAUAUAUAUAUGUUAACAUUUGUUCAUCGGGUUGGAGAUAUUCAAUGUAAUUAAAAUAUCUUAAAAUGAUGAAAUAAAUUCCUUCCACCAUUUGUCAUUUACACCCUGUAUGGAAUUAAUCUACAACCCUCACUGCCGAUUAGUACAUGUAUUCCUUAAAUUUUAAACAACAUCUCAGAAAGGUAAAUAAAGCAUAAAAGGCAGAUAUUUUUAUCGUGAUUUCGCACAGUCAAAUGCUUGACAACUUACUAUUAACUAGGUUAUUAUUAGUGCUACUUAGUUAUCUCAAAUAAGCCGUAGACUACAGUAGUGUGUAGUAUGGUUUGGAUAUAGGCACAUAAAACCUUUAAAAUUUUUUAAAAGUAAAUAUUUGGCUACGUAUGGAAAUCAUAUCAUUUUAUGUUACGACUCAAUAAGAAUAUAAUCGCGGUUACAAAUAAAGAUAUGUUUAUUUAGUGGCUUUUUAAAUAUUCAAUUGAAAUAAAAAUAGAUACAUUUAGUUUGAUAAAUUGUCACUGUGUGCUUUUAAAAAUAGCUUAGACUAUGCUUUAAUUAUUGCGCUGAGUGUAAAACCUAUUAUAGUAUUAAUAUUACUAGUGAAUUUAGAAUGAAAUAGUGUUCGCAUGCAACCAUGUUUUCCACAAAGAUAAUCUACCGAUUUAUAUUUUGUAUGUACGAUAUAGAUUAGAAAAAGUGUUGUGCCUAAAGUGACGCCUUGUGUUACGCUCGACGAUUUAUUUAGAAAUCUAGUGUCUUCGGUUUUAUGGGACUUUAAUCAUUUAGGAUAACUUAAUGUAAAUCUACUUAACAUAUAUUAUUUAUUUAGUUUUUAACUGUUGACAUUAUUUUUGUAAAGUAAAUGGAAAAAUAUGAA
Messenger RNA from Bicyclus anynana (squinting bush brown), 4135 nucleotides. RefSeq names its product 3-hydroxy-3-methylglutaryl-coenzyme A reductase (gene Hmgcr). Bases 226 to 2814 code for a protein of 862 amino acids. The record is from RefSeq and is a predicted model, not a curated record. Gene Ontology annotation, biological process: coenzyme A metabolic process; sterol biosynthetic process; isoprenoid biosynthetic process. NCBI's taxonomy places the organism in Eukaryota, Metazoa, Arthropoda, Insecta, Lepidoptera, Nymphalidae. Gene Ontology annotation, cellular component: endoplasmic reticulum membrane; peroxisomal membrane. The transcript is spliced from 2 exons. Gene Ontology annotation, molecular function: hydroxymethylglutaryl-CoA reductase (NADPH) activity; protein binding.